AUGAAGUAUGAUACUGAUGAUAUACAAUCGCUAUUACUCGUAUUGUUCAUCAACGAGGUGAUCGUUCUGUCCCACAUCAACCACCGGAAUGUGGUGAAGCUGCUGGGGUGCUUCUCGGAGACGCAGCAGGUUCCCUCGCUGGUCUGCGAGUUCAUACCCAACGGAACCCACCCUCUUCCACCACAUCCAUGGCGAAAGCCGCAAGGGCUCGCUGUCCUUGGCGAACCGCCUGAGGAUAGCGUCAGAGACGGUGGGGCGUUGGCCUACCUGCACUCGGCAGCAUCCACGCCGAUCAUUCACGGGGAUGUCAAGUCCGCCAACAUCCUCCUCGACGACAGCUGCACCGCAAAGGUGGCAGACUUGGGAGCGUCCAAGCUCAUGCUGUCCGACCACGACGGCCUGCCGUCGCUGGUGAAGGGCACGCUGGGGUACUUGGACCCCGGGUACCUGCACACGUCUCAGUUCACCGACAGAAGCGACGUGUACAGCUUCGGCGUCGUUCUGGUCGAGCUGCCGACGGGGGAGGAGCCCAUCAUGAACCAGUUCCACGAGGCGUCGGAGGACCGCACGAUGGACGAGGGCUCGCCAGAGCUCAUAACGAUGCUCACUGAGCUCGCGAAGAGGUACCUCGAGAUGAGGGGGGACGAGAGACCGACGAUGGAGGAGGUGGCCAUGGAGUUGGAAGGGCUGCGGAGGCUGGAGAAGCAGCACCCUUGGUUCAAAGACAACGACGAAGAGGAGGAGAGAUUGCCGAGAGAGACCGCAUCAUCCGACAACGAUUUCCGGUCAACGUUCAUCGAUGACCAAAAAUGCAAGACGUGUGUGUAUGCUCGCAACAUUUCUGUAGAGAUGUAG
Musa acuminata AAA Group (dessert banana) is the source of this 855-nucleotide messenger RNA. RefSeq names its product putative wall-associated receptor kinase-like 16. Gene Ontology annotation, cellular component: plasma membrane. Gene Ontology annotation, molecular function: ATP binding; protein serine/threonine kinase activity. The coding region runs from base 1 to 855 and encodes 284 amino acids. The transcript has 3 exons. The record is from RefSeq and is a predicted model, not a curated record. Gene Ontology annotation, biological process: cell surface receptor signaling pathway; protein phosphorylation. NCBI's taxonomy places the organism in Eukaryota, Viridiplantae, Streptophyta, Magnoliopsida, Zingiberales, Musaceae.